AUGAGAGCAAGCACACUCAUUUUCACUAUCUCUUCGCGAACGUCUGCCUUUGCAUUUACCAAGCACAUGUCAGCAAGCAAACGCCUGAAGCUAUCCAACAUGGCACCAUCAAAGCUAUCCAGUGGUUCAGCCAUCAUCCGUUUCUACGACCCAGACAUCCAGGCUAAAGAUGCUCUUGGUCGUACACAAGAGCAGAUAUUGGCUUGGGACGAUAACCACCUUGAGAACAGCCACAACUACAUCCAGAUGCUCUUCCCGCUUCCCGAGGGCUCGCCAUUCAACUACGAGGCGCCUGUCAUUGAUCUCGAUACCAUGAAGGCGUUCCGUUCGAAUGGCGAGCUCAGGAAGCGUUUGCGCAGGAGCUUUGAGCGUAUUCUCACCUUCUAUGGCUUCACUACAUCGGUUCACCCUGAGGUUGCGAGCGAGGACCAAAAGGAUGCAGACAGGGUGGGGAGACAAGAGGAUACAACCACCGAGACGACAUCGAAAAAUGCCACAGCCACAGUCGGAUCAGCCAACGAAGAUAGCCAGACUGCUCAAGCCUCGCCAGCUGAAGGCGCUCCUGCACACGACACAACGACCUCAACAACACCUACAGAAACACCAUCAGUCGAAGCCUCAGCCCCUUCAGAAGUCUCCUCAUUCAGCUACCACGUAGUUCGCGGCCCCAACUGGCGUAAAGCUUCUCGCAACUGGUGCGGCCGUUUCAACCACAACCACCUGCGGAUCACGCGCAUUCUGCGCUGUCUCCGCGUGCUUGGUCUGCAGGCCGAGUGCGACGCCUUCUUCGCUGCGCUCAAGCGCGUGUACAACGACUCAGCUGUUUCGAUCGGUGCCCGCACAAUGGAGUUCUGGACCCGUGCUGUGCAGCGCCCUCUGUACAUUGCACCUGAUGACGACGAGAUCGAGUGGCUCAAGACGUGGGAAGCGGGGCAGCAGAAAGAGCAGAUGUAG
Ascochyta rabiei is the source of this 954-nucleotide messenger RNA. RefSeq lists its product as uncharacterized. Bases 1 to 954 code for a protein of 317 amino acids. Gene Ontology annotation, molecular function: opioid growth factor receptor activity. The transcript has a single exon. Lineage: Eukaryota; Fungi; Ascomycota; Dothideomycetes; Pleosporales; Didymellaceae. The record is from RefSeq and is a predicted model, not a curated record. Gene Ontology annotation, cellular component: membrane.